Scutellospora calospora is the source of this 315-nucleotide messenger RNA. NCBI's taxonomy places the organism in Eukaryota, Fungi, Glomeromycota, Glomeromycetes, Diversisporales, Gigasporaceae. The record is from the annotation of a GenBank genome assembly.
AUGAAUAUAAUUGAACCAAAUAUUCAAAAAACUAUUCAAGAUAAUAUGCCUGAAUUACAAUAUAUCCAAGAAAUUAUUCAAGAUAAUAUAGCUAAAUUGUGUAUUCAAGAAACUAUCCAGUUUGAUAUUCCUCUUAUAAACUCUUAUAAUAUUAAUAUAAAACAAGUUGAGUUAAGCAAUAUAAUAUCUGAGAGCUUAAUUAAUGAAGUUUCAACAGAUAAUACUCUUUUAAUAAUUAAAGCAAUGGAGCAACUUGGUAUUGAAAAUAUAGAUAUAGUUGUAUUAAACAAAGCUAUUUUUUUAUUAUAUUAUUGA